AGGCAUUUCUCAGGCAGCCAGUUCAAAAGUUCUGCUCACCUGCUCUGGUUGGAGGAGGAGGAAGAGGAGGAGAACGACACGGCCACCCUCCUCUUCCUUGGAAGGCCAGAGAAAGCCGGACGCAAAGACCAGCCUGGAUCUGCCUCAGGAAGUGAUGCUCUGGCUUUAGCGCCCCGUCGCCACGAUGAUGUCCGGGCUGCCGGAGGCCCUGAGCCGGCUGAGGGCGAAUUCUCUGCGCAGCUGCUUCAGCCUGGCGGGGCCCUCGGAGUCCACCAUGGUGGCCGUUCCCAUCGACAUCGACAAGGACGAAGUCCGGAUUCUCAAGGUCUGCUUCCACAGCAACAGCUUCAACAUGGGCAAGAACUUCAAGCUGGUGAAGUGCACCGUCAUGACGGAGAUCCGGGAAGUGAUCAAAUCCAUCCUGCAAAGCGGAAGGAUCGGUCCAGACAUCCAGCUGGCGGAAUGCUACGGUUUGCGCCUGAAGCACGUGAAGUCGGACGAGAUCCACUGGCUCCACCCGGACCUGACGGUGGGCGAAGUCCAGGACAAGUACGAGUGCUUGCACAUCGAGGCCGAGUGGAGGUAUGACCUCCAGAUCCGCUACCUCCCCGAAGACUACGUAGAGCGCUUCCAAGAGGACCGGACAACGCUUCUCUACUUCUACCAGCAGCUCCGGAGUGAAUACAUGCAGCUUUAUGCUAGCAAAGUCAGCGAGGGGAUGGCCCUUCAGCUAGGCUGCCUGGAGCUCAGGAGGUUCUACAAGGACAUGCCUCACAACGCUCUGGACAAGAAGUCCAACUUUGAGUUCCUGGAGAAGGAAGUGGGGCUGGACCUCUUCUUUCCACCGCAGAUGCAGGAGAAUUUGAAGCCCAAGCAGUUCCGCAAGAUGAUCCAGCAGACCUUCCAGCAGUACGCGCUCCUGCGGGAGGAGGAGUGUAUCAUGAAGUUCCUGGGCACCCUCUCCACCUUCGCCAACAUCGACCAGGAAAGCUACCGUUGCGAGUUGAUUCAAGGAUGGAACAUCACUGUAGACCUGGUGAUCGGACCCAAAGGCAUCCGGCAGAUGACGAAUAAAGAAGCAAAGCCCACCUGCCUGGCUGAGUUCAAGCAGAUCAAGUCCAUCAAGUGCACAGCCGUGGAGGAAGGGAGGGCUCUCCUGCAGCUGGGCCUCACUGGGAACCCCCAGUCCUUGACGAUUAAGACAUCCUCCUUGGCCGAGGCGGAGAACAUGGCCGACCUGAUUGACGGCUACUGCAGGCUGCUGGGAGGCUUGGACACCUCCCUCAUCGUCCGUCCCAACCGAGAGAACGACAAGAGAAUCAGCCUGCCCCAGGUCCCGAUCCAGCACCUAGAGGAGAGGCGUUCCACGCUGCGAGAGAGCUUCAGCGGAGAUUCUGACAUUUAUGCUGAGAUUCCAGAUGAAGCAUCCAGACCCAAAUCUGGAGCUCAACAGUACGUCAUCUCUCAGGAAGACAUCGUUCUGGGCCGGAUUCUGGGAGAAGGCUUCUUCGGGGAGGUCUGCGAGGGCGUUUACACCAAUGAGAGCGGGGAGCGGAUCAGCGUGGCGGUGAAGACCUGCAAGAAGGACUGCACGGCUGAGAACAAGGAGAAGUUCAUGAGCGAAGCGAUGCUGAUGAAGAAGAUGGACCACCCCCACAUCGUGAAGCUCAUUGGCAUCACGGAGGAGGAGCCCACCUGGAUUGUCAUGGAACUCUAUCCUUACGGCGAGCUGGGACAGUACCUCGAGCAGAACAAGGCGUCCCUGAAGGUGUUGACGCUCAUCCUGUACACCUUGCAGAUUGGCAAGGCCAUGGCCUACCUGGAGGCGAUCAGCUGUGUGCACAGGGACAUCGCAGCCCGGAAUGUGCUGGUAGCUUCCCCCGAGUGCGUCAAGCUGGGCGAUUUUGGUCUCUCCAGGUACAUUGAGGAGGACGAAUAUUACAAAGCGUCCGUGACCCGCCUGCCCAUCAAGUGGAUGGCGCCCGAGUCAAUCAACUUCCGCCGCUUCACCUCGGCCAGCGACGUGUGGAUGUUUGCCGUCUGUAUGUGGGAAGUCCUCAGUUUCGGCAAACAGCCCUUCUUCUGGCUGGAGAACAAGGACGUGAUUGGGGUGUUGGAGAAAGGGGACCGCCUGCCCAAGCCGGACGCCUGCCCCCCCAUCCUCUACGCCCUCAUGACGCGCUGCUGGGAUUACGACCCCAACGACAGGCCCAAGUUCAAGGAGCUGGUCUGCAGCUUGAGUGACGUUUACCAGCUGGAGAAAGAGAUUGCCCGGGAGCAAGAGAGGAACAACCGUCACCGGCCCCCCAAAAUCAUGGAGCCCACCUCCUUCCAAGAACCGCCGCCAAAGCCUAGCCGGCCGAAGUACAAGCCGCCCGCUCAGACCAACCUGCUGGCCCCCAAGCUGCAGUUCCAGGUACCCGAGGGUCUGUGUGCCAGCUCGCCAACGCUCACCAGCCCCAUCGAGUACCCGUCGCCCGUCAACUCCCUUCACACCCCGCCGCUCAACAGGCACAACGUCUUCAAGCGUCACAGCAUGAGGGAGGAGGACUUCCUUCGGCCCAGCAGCCGGGAAGAAGCCCAGAAGCUGUGGGAGAUGGAACGGGCCAAGAUGAGGCAGGUUCUCGACAAGCAGCAGAAGCAGAUGGCGGAAGAUUAUCAAUGGCUGCGGCAGGAGGAGAAAGCUCUGGACCCCAUGGCCUCUGGGAAGAGCAACUUCUCCCCCCCAAAACUCCCUGAGAAGGAGUCUGGUUACAAUGGCUUAGCUGAGUUUACCGGACCACCCAAGAAGCCACCUAGAUUUGUGCCUCAGAUGUCGCUUCAGCCGACGCCCACGGCCAACCUGGACCGGACGGAUGACGCCGUGUACAGUAACGUCAUGGAGCUGGUGAAGGCGGUCUUGAAGCUGAAGAACGAAGUCAGCAACCACCCCCCAGAGCGCUACAUCCUGGUUGUGAAGGACGUGGGCCUCUCUCUCCGGAAGCUGAUCGGCAGCGUGGACGACAUCCUCCCAGCUCUGCCUGCGUCUUCACGCACUGAGAUCGAGGGGACCCAGAGGCUCCUGAACAAGGACCUGGCCGAGCUGAUCAACAAGAUGCGCUUGGCCCAGCAGAACGUCAUGACCUCGCUGAGCGAGGAGUGCAAGCGGCAGAUGCUGACGGCCUCCCACACGCUGGCCGUGGACGCCAAGAACCUCCUGGACGCCGUGGACCAAGCCAAGGUACGAGCCAAGCUGGUGAAGGUCUCUUUCGAGUGACCCAGAGGGCUGGAGGGCGGGGGAUAGAAGCCCCCUCCAGCUUCCACAUCCCGCAUCCUGCCCCCCCACCCCCUGCCACAAAACGCUCGUGUCUUCGGUUUCGUCACGUUUGUCUUCUGAGAACAAAGGAGGAGACUCCGGAGAGAAGCUAUGCUCAGGACGGGGAAGCGAUUCUUCUCCCUCGUUCCGGCAGAGAACGCUGCUAAGAGGCCCUCCAUGCCCGUAGCAGGAGCCCAGUCCUACGCCGGGGAUACUUCAGACCAGUCGGUGGGCCCUGCACCUGCGCCGGUCGUCCCGUCACAGAACGUGGCUUCCUGUCGACAUUCCGUUUCCGUGGACGGUCCCUCUGGAAUCAAGUGGCAGAGUCCAUCUCAUUGGGGAGGGGGGGGGAUCAAAGACAGGGAUGGGGGUGCGUGGACCCCCACAUUGUUCUCAGGAUAAGCCAGGGAAUGGCAAGUAAGAGGGCUUCUUGGCUGCUGUGAAGGUGACAGAGGCCUAGUACUGGGAGAGUGUGUUCGCUAGGACACUCUGCGUCGCUUGGACGGAAGACAUCCCACGGGGAUGCAGGGUCCUCAGAAGAGACUUGUUUGCGUCUUUGUACAUUGUAUAGAAGCAUUUAUUUAACGCCCACGUCUGAACGGUGUGUGCAGCGCCCCCUCCUCCCCUACCCCCCCAAACCCCUACUUCUCUACUACCCAAUUUUUUUCUGAAUUUGGGAUGAAGCUUGAACCGGUCCGGAAAAUAGCCCCCUCUGUGAAUGAAGCAGAUCGAAAGUGAAUAUAUCCAGCUUCUAAAGGGGCAGCCGGCCCCUGGCCCGCGGCAGCAGAAACAACCAAGAGUCUUACGGGAGCUUAAAAGCUAACGGGUUUAUGAUGGCAUCUGCUUUCGUGGCCUGGAGUCCUUGAAGCCAUCAUAAUAUCUGCUAGUUUGAAAGCUGCCGAAAGACCCAUGUGGGUGGGGUUUUUUUUUACAUUUAAAGCUGCAGUUCCGCAUACACAUGACCCAGGAAGGGGGGGUGCACAGCCCCCCCUCAUUCCUCCCCCAGCAAGCACGCAGGGUUGACCCUUUGCCACUGAAUUAGAAUUUGGGUCCCCAGGCAGGGCUUGGAAUGAGGUGUGCCUCACAACCUCCGAACUCAAGCUGGCUGCUGAAACUGACAUUUCGUCGGAAACAACCAGGUUUUGAAGGAUUGGAAGCCAUUAAUAGAUAUUUGAAUGCCAUAGUUUUGAACGUGGGUUCCACCCACUCCCUCCCAAAAUGUCAAAUCCUUUUUCCUUUCUUUUUCUUUUUCUUUUUUCUUUUUGUGCCCCAAAGAGCUGACGCAAGCUCCUUCAUAUUAUUAUAUUUGUGUGUUUAAAAAAAACCGCAACGAGGACAAAAAUAUUUCUGUUUGAGAUGUAGUUUUUGACUGGAAAAUUGUACGGUUACUUUUAUGGCUUUUGGCCACUCAUCAAAACGAUGCUGAUAUUUUGCCUGAGAUAAAUGAGGUACAAAAUU
Elgaria multicarinata webbii is the source of this 4753-nucleotide messenger RNA. It is a transcript of the gene PTK2B, whose product is annotated as protein tyrosine kinase 2 beta. The transcript is spliced from 31 exons. The record is from RefSeq and is a predicted model, not a curated record. Gene Ontology annotation, biological process: protein phosphorylation; signal complex assembly. Lineage: Eukaryota; Metazoa; Chordata; Lepidosauria; Squamata; Anguidae. Gene Ontology annotation, molecular function: ATP binding; protein tyrosine kinase activity. The coding region runs from base 185 to 3256 and encodes 1023 amino acids. Gene Ontology annotation, cellular component: focal adhesion; cytoskeleton.